AUGUGCUCAUUGGAGGUGCGGGUCGUCAAGUCGGAGGUGUCGGUCGUGGCGAGUGACGAGGACUGCGUGUCGGUGUGUUCGGAGGGCAGCGCCGCCCGCGCCAGGGAUCAGCUCGCCAUGGCUUGUUCCGUGGUGCUCGAGCGCCUCCGCGACGACGCGACUGUUCACAGUGGAGGCAAACCAUACCGCUGCGAACACUGUGGCAAGCGUUUCAAAAACAAGUGUAUUUUAAGGAAACACAUAAAACACACGCACUCGUCAACCGGACCAAAACCAUAUGCUUGUGAUUUUUGUAAUUUUACGUUUCAAACCGAAUUGCUUGUGAUACAACACGAGAAAAGUGAACAUGGUGUUUCAAAUUUCAUGUGUGGUGAAUGCGAGUAUACAACGAGUUCCAAGAAAAGUUUGGAGACUCAUCUAAGGAGCCAUUCUUUAAAGAAUAAUUCCAAUUGUAGUCACUGUAGUUACACAAGUUCGUGUAAAACUGAUUUACACGAACACCAAACAAUACAUUUUGCUGGGAACCUUUUAAAGUGUAGCGACUGUGAUUAUAAAUGCAGUUAUAAUUCACGGCUACUACGACACCUGAUGAUACAUACUGGGGCGAAGCCAUUUCAGUGUAGCCACUGUGAUUACAAAUGCAGUCGGAAGUCACACCUACAACAACACCUGAUGUUACAUACUGGGGCAAAGCCAUUUCAGUGUAGCCACUGUGAUUACAAAUGCAGUCUGAAGUCAAACUUACAAAGACACCUGAUGAUACAUACUGGGGCGAAGCUAUUUCAGUGUAGCCACUGUGAUUACAAAUGCAGUCAGAAGUCAGACUUACAAAGACACCUGAUGAUACAUACUGGGGCGAAGCCAUUUCAGUGUAGCCACUGUGAUUACAAAUGCAGUCAGAAGUCAGCCUUACAAACACACCAAAGGAUACACACUGGAGAAAAGCCUUACAAAUGUAGUCAUUGUGAUUACAAGUGCAAAAAUAGUUCAAACUUACGAAGUCAUGAAAGGACACAUACUGGCGAGAAGCCAGAGUUACAAAGACACCUACUGAAACAUACUGGAGCGAAGCCAUUUAAAUGUAACGAUUGCGACUUCAGCUGCAGGCAGAAAGGAAAGUAUUUAACACACCAGAGGAUACACACUGGAGAGGAGCCGUACAAGUGUAGUCACUGCGACUACAAGUGCAAUCGGAAAGGGGACUUGCUAAAACAUCAGAUGAUACACACUGACGAAAAGCCUUUUAUUUGUACCCACUGCAACUACAGGAGUAGAUAUAAAUAUACUUUACAAAGACAUCUCAGAACGAAACAUUCCGGUAUAAAACCCUGAAAUUACGCAAGUGUUCGGAAAUAUGAUCCGCUAGUUACCGGUAGAGCAUGUGUCGGGUGUGGGCUGUGUGAUGUGUGUGUCGUGGUUCCCUUGCACGCGCGUGCACGAGGUGUUCCCGGUGUCGUGCCGGCGUGUGUCGUGCAGGACGAGUGAGCAGCGUGAGGCUGCUUAAGGUUGCGUUUCCACCAGAGAUGUGCGGGGAUGCGUAGCAAGGGAUGUUUUUUUUUAAGAACCAACAGAAUCACUUCAUUUGUUUUCUACGCUCAGCGUGUAGUGAUUCUAUUGGUUCUUAACAAACACAUCCCUCGCUACGCAUCCUCGCACAUCUCUGGUGGAAACACAGCCUUACACAAACACUUAAGAUAUGACUGUUUGCGGAUAAUGUGUCAAUACUCAAUACAUACGAACUUUUUGUUAUUCUGUUUAAUAUUUUGCUUACACCGGCCGUAAAGUUAGUAGUUUUGACACUACACCAUACAUUUUUAAAUGAAUAAUAACUACCAUGAAAUAAAACACUAUUGAUGUUAA
Messenger RNA from Cydia splendana, 1860 nucleotides. Its product is annotated as gastrula zinc finger protein XlCGF57.1-like. The record is from RefSeq and is a predicted model, not a curated record. The transcript has 3 exons. The coding region runs from base 1 to 1332 and encodes 443 amino acids. Gene Ontology annotation, cellular component: nucleus. NCBI's taxonomy places the organism in Eukaryota, Metazoa, Arthropoda, Insecta, Lepidoptera, Tortricidae. Gene Ontology annotation, biological process: regulation of gene expression.